AUGGGAGUUUGUUACUCCACUAUUGCUGUUGUGACGAUCCAUGUUGUGGUCCAAUCUGCGAUUGCUGUUGUGAUAGAAGUAGAAUAUAUCCUUGGGGUCCAAGAGGUGAGUCUGAAUAUCUCACCUGAAAUCUCAUUCAUCUCAUCUCGACCUCGCUUGGAUGAGGAUAAGGAUAAGGAGUGGUUCCCCUCACAAGACAAAAAGGUCCUUGAGACUUCCCUUCUCGCCUCUUCAGGUCAAGGAAACGAAAAAAGAACUCACCUGAUAGUCCUUCCACCUCCCGUACUUUAUCGUACGCCGAUCGGUCCAGCACCAGGUCCUAUAAUCGUUCAACCGGCACCCAUCCAACCGCCACUCAUUCCAUACCCAUCUGCCGUCUCUCAGACUUUCGUUCAGCCCAUUCAGGUUCCUACCUACCCCCCUCAACCUCAAGGGUACGCCUCGCCAUCUCAAAUACCCCGAUAUCCCUCUCACUCUCAACAAGGAAGCUACAUUGGUCCUCAGGCGGAACGUCCUGCUCCAAGACAUAGUUGGAGAACCGAUCGAAGAUACUCAAACGAACAGUAUCCCCACCAUCAUCGAGAUAGGAGAUACUCAUUGGAAGAGAAAGUGAUAGCUGGCCAUUCACCAAGGGUAGAUUCUAGAAGAGCGUUGACUCCUGAACCUCAAAACCACUAUAGACCUAGAUAUCAUAGAUCUGUGAGUACCUCUCGUCGUAUGCCUGAACAUCAAUAUCACAACCAUCAAGCUGUAUUUGAAGAAGAAGGUACAAGCAGCUCUUCAGCCGAAGAACAGAGGAGAAGAUACGUCAGACCGAGUCACAGACGAGCAGCUAGUACUUCAGCUCAACGACAACAACAUUAUCUCUCCGAUCCCACUCAAGAAAGAAAACCUGAUCCACCUAGAAGAUCGUUCGAUCAUUCUUCGAGAGAUCAUCUUGAUAUCGAUCACCUUCAUCCGCAUAGUCACCACCUGAGGUAG
Messenger RNA from Kwoniella mangroviensis CBS 8507, 981 nucleotides. RefSeq lists its product as uncharacterized. The transcript is spliced from 4 exons. Bases 1 to 981 code for a protein of 326 amino acids. NCBI's taxonomy places the organism in Eukaryota, Fungi, Basidiomycota, Tremellomycetes, Tremellales, Cryptococcaceae. The record is from RefSeq and is a predicted model, not a curated record.